AUGCUCCGUAAAUGCGUUAGGGAUCCGACCAAAAUCGUACCUGCAAGCGACAUUCAAGUCACUGAAAGAUUGACCUAUGAAGAAGUUCCUGUUGCUAUACUAGAUAGACAAGUGCGGAAGCUUAGAAAUAAAGAGGUCGCUUCAGUCAAGGUAUUAUGGAGGAACGAUAACAGAGAGGAGAUGACUUGGGAAGCAGAAGAAGCUAUGAAGAUCAAGUAUCCGUAUCUAUUUCCACCCCCAACGGAGACCCAAGGUGAAACACCAGUGCUCUCAGGAUGGCAGUGCAAAAUUGCAGGGGAAACUCUGGCGAAAUUUUCGCAGGAUUCCCGAGAAAUAACAUACCAUUGUCUGCCUUAUUUUCGUUUCACCCUCUCUUUCUCUCAAAAUCAGCUAUCAGUUUCUAGAUUUGAAAUUAUCAUCUGCCCUAUUCUGAUCAUCCUUCAUGAAUAUGUUGAGUUGGUUCAAGGGCUAUCGACUUUUCUAACCAACUUUGCUUGUCUCCUUGUAGUGGUGAGAGAAGAAAGAGGUCCCUAUAGUGAUCCUCAGCAUCCCUAUUUAUAUGAAGAAGAUGAUAUGUGGAUGGCACCAGGUUUCAUCAACCAGUUUCAUGAAGUUCCCGAUUAUUGGAAAGCAUAUGUGCAUGAUGUGGAUGAAGAGAGAGAAAUGUGGUUGAACUCAUUUAUUAAAGCUCCUUUACGAUUACCUAUGCCUGCCGAGCUUGAAUAUUGGUGGGCCAACGAUCAAAAGCCAGAAUUUGUUCUACUUAACAAAGAACCAGAGCCUGAUCCUGAAGAUCCUUCUAAACUCGUAUAUACUGAAGAGCCUGUCAUCCUGCACACUCCAACUGGAAGGAUUAUCAACUAUGUGGAAGACGAGGAACACGGGGUACGAUUAUUUUGGCAACCUCCUGUAAAAGAUGGUGAAGACGUUGAUCCUGAUAAGGUUCAAUUCCUUCCCCUAGGAUUUGACGAGUUUUAUGGUCGAGGCACGGCUGUUAAAUCAGAUAAUGUGUGGAAGCGGUUUGUUACCUCUUUGGAAAAUGCAUGCAAACCGAUGUUUGAGAAGAUGGAGAAAUGGACCGAAGAGAAGAAGAAAGCUGGUGAGAUGAAGAUGGAGCUGUUGAAAAAAGAGUUUGAAUUAGCUGAAGCGGAAUUGUCUCUGAAGGAAGCGUUGGAAGACAUGGACGAAGAAUUAAAAAGAAUGCAAGAAGAGGAAGAAAAGAAAGUUAAAAUGGGAACACAAGAAGAAGAUGAUAUUGCAACUUCUGAGGAACCAACAGAUAAACUUGAGAAAACUUGGGUGGAAAAGAGGGAAGAUGAGGAGGAGGAAGAAGAGGAAGACGAAGAGGAGGGUACCGCAUCAAGUUUUGGAUUUGUCGACAAUCAAAGCUCAGCUAAAAGUGACAAGAAGGAUAGCAAAGCCGGAAAGGCUCCAUUUGGAGCAUCGUCAUUGUCAUUUGCUGCCUGGAGCCUGGUUCCCACUGUGCCACCUAAGUUACAGCAUACGUUUACGGCUUGGAAGGGAAAGUUGAUGCCUAAGCCGUCAUCUCCAUUGUCCGCUUCAUCUAAUAUUCAUGAAUUUCCAAAGGAUCAACAGACUCCCCGCUCAAUUAGCUUCCCUCUUACUGUCGGGAUUAAUGGAAGCUUAAGAGCUGUUAGUCAAGGACAGUUGCCAGAGAAGUACAUCAGCAAGUCGCGUAUCAGAAACCGCUCAAAGCAGAAAACGUCUUCACAAAUCCAAGGAUAUCAAGAAGAGCUUUGCUUCAACAUAUUAUCAUUACACACACCACUACCCUUGUAAUGAAGCUAUUUUUCCUUCUUCCCCAUCUCAUUCUUUGAAGAACUUUGAUCAAUUUUGCAGUGCUGCCGCGAAUUGUUUAAUUCGAGCUAGGCAUAUCCAUGUAAUACAUUUCUCCACCAUGGUUGGUGGUUGUAACAUGGAAUUGUUCCUGUUUUCUUUCAUUUGUAACAUGUAUUAUUCUCAUCCGUUGUUCUAAUCAAUGCAGUCCAUAUUGCUUGCA
Lycium ferocissimum is the source of this 2020-nucleotide messenger RNA. Its product is annotated as protein TIC 100. The record is from RefSeq and is a predicted model, not a curated record. The coding region runs from base 1 to 1800 and encodes 599 amino acids. Lineage: Eukaryota; Viridiplantae; Streptophyta; Magnoliopsida; Solanales; Solanaceae. The transcript is spliced from 6 exons.